CUCUCUUUCUUGUUUUUGUCCCCAAGUUCCUGAUAUAUGGCCUCUUCCAAAAAGAUUUACCAUGUGUUCCUUAGUUUUAGAGGCACAGACGUCCGCAACAAUUUCCUUAGUCAUCUCUCCGCGGCUCUGGAUCAGAAAGGGAUACACACUUUUGUGGAUGACGAGGAGCUCAGGAAAGGAGAGCAAAUAUCGCCGACUCUUAUUGGGGCGAUCGAGGAAUCGCGCAUCGCGAUCAUCAUUUUCUCCGAGGACUACGCUUCCUCGCGGUGGUGUUUGGAAGAGCUGGCAACGAUCAUGGAAUGCAAGGCACAGAAGGAGCUGAUUGUGUUGCCGGUGUUUUACAAAGUGGAACCAAGAGAAGUGAGAAGGGCUUAUAAGAGAGCUAUGGCUAAGCAUGAGACCAAGUUCGGGAAGGAUUCGAAAACAGUGAAGAGAUGGAAGAAGGCUCUCUUCGACGCGGGUAGCUUGUCUGGGUGGCAUAUUAACGAUGAAGAUGAAGCGGAGCUCAUACAAGGCAUUGUAAAGGAUGUAUCAAGUCGUCUAGAGCGAAGACCCUUACAUGUUGCUGAUCAUCCGGUCGGAAUAGAUUCCCGAGUUCAAGAAGUGAUAUCAUUGUCGCAAAAAGAGUCGGAUGAUGAUGAUGUUCUCAUGAUAGGUAUAUGGGGACUUGGAGGCAUAGGGAAGACGACGAUUGCUAAAGCGAUAUAUAAUGCUAUUGAGAGCCAGUUUCAGGGAUCUAGUUUUUUGGCGCAAGUUAAAGAAACUUCAAACAAAAGCAGUGGUCUAGUUGGUUUGCAAGAAACACUUCUAUCCGAGAUCUUAUCUCCUAGACAUCUAACGGUCAAUAGUGUCGAUGGAGGAAUUAGUUUGAUAAGGGAAAGACUUUGUCACAAGAAGGUUCUCCUAGUUCUUGAUGAUGUUGACGAAUUGGAUCAACUGAAGGCAUUAGCUGGAGGAGGCGAUUGGUUUGGAAAAGGAAGUAGAAUCUUUGUAACAUCGAGGGAUAAACAUUUGCUAAAUUCUCAUGACAUAAAGUGUGUGCAUGAAGUUAAAGCUUUAGACAACGAUGAGGCACUAGACCUUUUUGUUUGGCAUGCCUUUAAAAACAGCAAAAAACCUGAAAUAAGAAAGGAUCUCAUAGAUGGAGCACUACAUUAUGCUAGCGGCCUUCCAUUAGCCCUCGAAGUGUUGGGCUCAUUAUUAUAUGGAAGAAACGAACCAGCAUGGGAAAGUGCACUGCGUAAACUUUCCAGGAGUCUCGACAAAGGUAUCAAUCGAGUUUUGAAGAUAAGCGUCGAUGGAUUGGAUGACAAUGAGAGGGAGAUUUUCCUCGACAUUGCUUGUUUCUUUAAGGGAAAAAGAAUAGAAUACAUCAAGGAAGUUCUCGAUGGCUUGGAGAGAGAGACAACUACAGGAAUAGAUAUUCUCAUCGAGAGGUCCUUGAUAAGAAAUGAGUAUGGGACCCUGCAAAUGCAUGAUUUGGUUCAGUUGAUGGGGAAGAAUAUUGUUAAGCAGGAAUGUCCCAAUAAUCCUGGGAAACGCAGUAGAUUAUGGCUUUUUGAAGAUGUUCGGGACAUUCUAUGGGAAGAUACGGGAACGGAUGCAGUACAGGCAAUAGUAUUGGACCUGCCCACACCAGAAGAGAGAAGUUUGAGUCUUGAAGAGAUAACCAUAAAGGUGGAUGCUUUUAGAAACAUGAAAAUGUUGAAAAUGCUCAUUCUGCCUAAAGUGCAUAUCUCUUCGGAAGGUCCCGUCCGUCUCCCCAAUAAUCUGAGAUGGCUUGAAUGGCCCAAUGCCCCAUUACUAGAAUUUGGCUCUAAACUUAUUGGAAUUGAUGUCCCAAAAAGUCAUAUCAGAGAUUUAGAAGGCAAAAUUAAGCUUUCUAGAAAUUUGAAGUACAUCGAUUUCAGUCAAUGCAAGUCGCUGAUCUCUACGAGAAUUCCCAGAUUUGUCGAGUCUCUCCUCCGACUGCUGUUCGGUUGAAUUGUCAUCAUGCCGUAAAUUAUUCCGCGAAGGGGCAAAUAUGGCUCAUGCGGUAUCGCUCGAGGGGCUCCGGAAGAUGAAAAAAGUUUACAUUCGCCUAAUUGGGAAAGAGAUGCCAGAAUGGUUCUUUCCCGGUGAAGACAGUUCCAUUGCUUUCACGGUUCCCCGGGACUUGUAUGACAAGUUCUU
Messenger RNA from Syzygium oleosum, 2172 nucleotides. Its product is annotated as TMV resistance protein N-like. The transcript is spliced from 6 exons. Gene Ontology annotation, biological process: signal transduction; defense response. The coding region runs from base 37 to 1983 and encodes 648 amino acids. Lineage: Eukaryota; Viridiplantae; Streptophyta; Magnoliopsida; Myrtales; Myrtaceae. The record is from RefSeq and is a predicted model, not a curated record. Gene Ontology annotation, molecular function: ADP binding.